Molecule: messenger RNA, 1035 nt
Organism: Puccinia triticina
Lineage: Eukaryota; Fungi; Basidiomycota; Pucciniomycetes; Pucciniales; Pucciniaceae
Exons: 4
Coding region: 1-1035 (344 amino acids)
Biological process (GO): N-acetylglucosamine metabolic process
Cellular component (GO): cytoplasm
Source: RefSeq, a predicted model, not a curated record
AUGGCGUUCAUACUACUCUCAGCAUAUGUGGCUUUACUCCUGGUGUUCAAUCGUUCUCGCGAAGUCCAGGCUCCUAUCAUAGCUGAUGGAGCAGAUCUAGGUUCUCUAUCCACUGAUGCCCGCAUGGGCCACAUGAACCCUACAGAGUCACCGGGGCGAUCACGCGAUUUUAGUGCGAAUAUCAAAGUACACGAUGUUAGCCGUGAAAAAAUUGAACGAAUUCACAAAGCUGGGUUCAAGCAACUAACCUCCCUGACUACUCCCGACAAUUUUGACGGUUUCGUCCUUCCCGUCAUGCGAGGAAAUGGUGCUUUAUAUCAAAAGGACUUCCUCACACAAAAACUGUGGAACGCGAUGCGAAGUCAGAUUGAGAAUUCAGGGACGUUUGAAGCAUACUACGCCGGACGUCUAGGGUGGGAUGGGGAGUAUCCAGCAGAGGAAGAACCCAAGAUAAUCGAUGAGAAGUAUGUAAACGAUGAAACCUGGGUUCAAUUUAUGGAAGCGGAGUACCCCAUCAAUCUUCCUCUGCAUACCAAACACGAACACUGCUAUGUUCGAGGGCCGUUGACCACCCCGUUGUGCUUCGAGCCAAGGGACGGUGAAGAAGAACCAGAAGAGAAUACCAUCUGGAAGAAAGAUCUGCAACAUUACAUCGAUUUCAUCAAUGGUCAUGAUUCUUUUGGAACCAACGUUAAGCUCACAGAGAGCGAAAAGUCCCAAAUCGCAGAUGAUCUCAUGGAAAUAGAAGUGGAUGACUCUUUUGAAUUGCAAAAGCGCCUAAUGAUUGACGUGAAAGAGAAGCAGGCGGCAGAACAACAUAGACAGGCAAUAGAAGCGUUUCACGAUAAACUAAAGGCUGGCGACAGGGCUGAGGCUGAGAAGAAAUUGGAGAUUGCUAAUGCGAUCGAGCGACCACACCUCGAGCGUGCGAAACGGGCUAUGCUAUGGGCUGUAAGGAACAUCACCCGGCUGGUUGAAGCCAAGUACCCGGGCCAAAAAUUUGUCUGGUUUGAUGUCAAUCCAUGGAUUAGGUAA